Messenger RNA from Ilex paraguariensis (yerba mate), 333 nucleotides. NCBI's taxonomy places the organism in Eukaryota, Viridiplantae, Streptophyta, Magnoliopsida, Aquifoliales, Aquifoliaceae. The record is from the annotation of a GenBank genome assembly.
AUGAUGUAUGGGCAAAAUGCAAUAGCUGUGAACGAGUUCCUUGGGAAAAGCUGGAGACAUGUUCUUCCUAAUUCCACUGAACCAUUAGGAGUAACAGUCCUGAAGUCUCGUGGCAUUUUUCCUGAAGCACGGUGGUACUGGAUUGGAAUAGGAGCUCUGAUUGGAUAUGUUUUUGUAUUCAAUUUCCUCUUCACUUUGGCUCUAAUCUAUCUCAACCCAUUCGGAAAGCCACAGGCAAUUCUAUCAGAAGAAACCUUGGCUGAGAGAAAUGCUAGCACAACAGGAGAGCUUAUUGAAAUAUCGUCGAGAAGGAAGAGCUCUUCAGGUAGGUAA